CCGCCGCCGCCGCCGCCGAAGUGGCGAAGUGAGGCGGCGGCUGAGCCCCGCAUCAUGGAGGGCAGCUCCGCCGCGGCCCCAGCCCCAGCCCCAGUCGCCACCGACAACAGCCGCCUCCCGCGCCCGGUCUGCCGGCUCUCGUCGCUGCUCUCAGGGCUCCGUUCCUUCCUCACCUCGAAGACAGUAUGAAGGAGACUAGGGGCCAUGCGAGUUCCCCUUUCUGCACGCGCCUCAACCACUCCUACCCCGGCACCUGGGCGCUGGAGCGCUCCGCUGAGGCGCGGAGCAACCUAACGCGUCCCGCGGGGCCCGGCGAGGAUUUCGGCUCGGUGUCCGUAGCCUUCCCGAUGACCAUGCUGAUCACUGGCUUCGUGGGCAACGCGCUGGCCAUGCUGCUCGUGUCUCAGAGCUACCGGCGCCGGGAGAGCAAGCGCAAGAAGUCGUUCCUGCUAUGCAUCGGCUGGCUGGCGCUCACCGACCUCGUCGGGCAGCUGCUCACCAGCCCGGUGGUCAUCGUCCUGUACCUGUCCCACCAGCGCUGGGAGCAGCUCGACCCGUCGGGGAGGCUGUGCACCUUCUUCGGACUGACCAUGACCGUCUUUGGGCUCUCUUCGCUCUUCAUCGCCAGCGCCAUGGCCGUCGAGCGGGCGCUGGCCACCCGGGCGCCGCACUGGUACUCGAGCCACAUGAAGACGAGCUCCACCCGCGCCGUGCUGCUCGGCGUGUGGCUGGCGGUGCUCGGCUUCGCCCUAUUGCCGGUUAUGGGUGUGGGUCAGUACACCAUCCAGUGGCCCGGGACGUGGUGCUUCAUUAGCACCGGGACAGGGGGCAAUGGGACUAGCCCUUCGCACAACUGGGGCAACAUUUUCUUCGCUUCCUCCUUUGCUUUCCUGGGGCUGUCAGCGCUGGCCGUCACCUUCGCCUGCAACUUGGCCACCAUUAAGGCCCUAGUGUCCCGCUGCCGGGCCAAGGCCACGGCGUCGCAGUCCAGCGCCCAGUGGGGCCGGAUCACGACCGAGACGGCUAUCCAGCUCAUGGGGAUCAUGUGCGUGCUGUCGGUCUGCUGGUCGCCGUUGCUGAUAAUGAUGUUGAAAAUGAUCUUCAAUCAUACAUCAGUUGAGCACUGCAAGUCGUACACAGAAAAGCAGAAACAGUGCAGCUUCUUCUUAAUAGCUGUUCGCCUGGCUUCACUGAACCAGAUCUUGGAUCCCUGGGUUUAUCUGCUGCUAAGAAAGAUCCUUCUUCAAAAGUUUUGCCAGAUCAGGCACCACACAAACAACUAUGCAUCCAGCUCCUCCUCUUUACCCCACCAGUGCUCCUCAACCUUGAUGUGGAGUGACCACUUGGAAAGAUAAUGAAAGAACAGAGUUGGACUUUUUAUUGCAAUUCCUGCUUCCCUGAGUUUGUGUAUUUCUUCCUACCUGAGAAGAAGAAUUUUAUAUUUUGAUUUGGAAUUUUUCUUCUUUUACAUCUUUUAAAAAUUUUUAAUGUUUUUUCUUGUCAGUAAUAUCCACUGAGACCAAGUUUAUUACUGUAAUAUGUGUCUUUGAGUAUUAAAAAUUGGUUUCUGGGACUGGAUUUUGAGUAUAUAUUUAAGAAGCUGGGCACGAUUGCACAGGUGGUGACUGGUGAAAAAAUGAGAAAAAGAAAACCCCAUCCUUCAUGAGUUUUCCCCCAACUUCAAACCCUUAUGUGAAUCUCAACUGAUGUGGGUAUCUUUACAUUUUAUGGUAGUUUUGAUUUUACAAUAUGAGUUUGUAAAGUCAGUAAAAGUUUUUGUCAGUGAAAAGUCAACUUACUGAGAGCAAGAAUUCAAUUAAUAAGACAUAAACUUCACGAGAUAGAAAAGGAUGCCAAAUGAAGGCAGGAGGG
Molecule: messenger RNA, 1872 nt
Organism: Lipotes vexillifer (Yangtze River dolphin)
Lineage: Eukaryota; Metazoa; Chordata; Mammalia; Artiodactyla; Lipotidae
Gene: PTGER3
Product: prostaglandin E receptor 3
Exons: 4
Coding region: 186-1355 (389 amino acids)
Biological process (GO): inflammatory response; positive regulation of cytosolic calcium ion concentration; adenylate cyclase-activating G protein-coupled receptor signaling pathway
Cellular component (GO): plasma membrane
Molecular function (GO): prostaglandin E receptor activity
Source: RefSeq, a predicted model, not a curated record